AUGUCUUUAUUCCUAAAAGUUCUGAUUACAAGCUCCAUAGAAUUUUCUAUUGCGGCCAGAAGAAGCGGAACCUUCUUAAAUUUGAUGAGCAUAGCCCUGCCUGAUUGUUACCUUCUUGUCACAGUAGGACCUUUUCCUGGAAGCGAUAAUGAUGCAAAGAUUACAAAAGCCAUCAUGGAAGUAUCUCAUGUGACCUUUGUGUGUAUUCCUAUGACGCUUGCCCAGAAAAUAUACCCGUUGUGGAUAUAUGGAGAGACUCUUUGUAAACUGACGCCAUACCUCCAAGGUGUGUCCGUUACUGCCAGUACCCUCACCAUUACCACCAUGAGUAUCGACCGGUGUCUAGCCAUUAGACACCCGAUGAAAUUCCGUAACGUCCGUACAACCAAGUAUGUUCGCAUCGUCAUCAUCUUCAUUUGGUGUGUGUCCUUCCUGUUGUCCGUCCCCAUAUUGUUCGUCCGCAUAACGGUGUCUCACGAGAUUAUACUCGGAAACGUGAUGACGUAUUGUAUGGAGGAAUGGGUCAACAUAACAAACAGACAGGUUUAUGACGUAACAUUACUUUUUAUUAUAUGUAUUAUUCCCGGAACCACGAUCCUUGUAGCAUAUCUUCUCAUGGGGAAGCGUCUGUGGGUCCCAGACCGGAAGUUAAGUGAUGACACCCGGAAGUCCAGGGGUAAAAGGACAGACAGCGAACGAGAGAGGAGUUUACGAAAUAUAACAAGGAACCGACGGCGCUUGGCCAAAUUGUGUAUCACCAUAGCCAUAGUGUUUAUCGCGUGCUGGACACCGUACUUCGUGGUCAACACCUACCUAGACUUUAGCAUGGACGUGCGUGCGGCUGAACGCCUCAGUCCAUAUAUGUUAUUGAUAGGACACGUGCAUUGUGUCACGAAUCCAAUUCUCUACUGCUUUUUACACAAAUCGUUCAGACAUUACGUCAUGAGGUGUAUACUUAGAAGUGUAAAGAAGGAACCGUACAAAGCUGGGUUCGGACAGGGCUAUCUCACAUUCAACAAAUCGACACCUUUCCGGUCGUUCCAUAGAAGUUCUGUCAGAUCAGCCAGUAUCCGAUCGAGAAGACGAUCCUCCUCGUCUUCCGGAAAUAACUCUCCGCGGUUUGAAGGUAUGAAUGGUAGUCCAGUGGCAAAGCAGACUCUACCACAAACGUUUGAUUACAGACGGUCUGUGAUUGCCGAGAUAAACGAAAGCAGUGGAAAUGAUGGCGAUAUAAAUCAACGAAUUAUUAACUUUUCGAAACAUUCCCAACGAAAGAACCGUAAAAACAGGAUUCCCGACAUUGAUCUAUGUUAA
Molecule: messenger RNA, 1314 nt
Organism: Pecten maximus
Lineage: Eukaryota; Metazoa; Mollusca; Bivalvia; Pectinida; Pectinidae
Product: gastrin/cholecystokinin type B receptor-like
Exons: 4
Coding region: 1-1314 (437 amino acids)
Biological process (GO): G protein-coupled receptor signaling pathway
Cellular component (GO): membrane
Molecular function (GO): G protein-coupled receptor activity; peptide binding
Source: RefSeq, a predicted model, not a curated record